CUUAGGCUGGGAGCUGUCACUUGUCAGAGGCAGUCGAUGUGAGCAUGUGCACACAGAUUCCGCUCCCAAUGGCUCAGCAGCUCCCCGGAAAAUUAUUUUGAAAAAAUCUGAAUGCAUAAGGCUAAAGUUUAAGCAGAAGUGAGAACAAAAAGCAGACAGCAGACUCUGUCUACGGAGAAUGAGCCUCCUGAAGCCUAAGAUUUUAACGUGAUAACCGUCAGAGCUGUACCGCAAAGAGACUAAAAACUCCAUCUCCAGCUGUGAGGCUUGUGUCUGCGCCCCAGCAGGAAUGCCAAUCGCAGCCUCGUAACUUUCAGACAGAUCAAGACUGGGAGAAAAUAACAGAGGAUCCUGACCCAGGAGGUGACAUCGACUCCCGUGGGAUUUGAAUCCACUUUGCGACCAGAUGAUGAACUCCACCUUCCCCCGUGGGAUGCACACUUCUCUGCACUUCUGGAACCGCAGCAGCUACGGACUGCACAGCAAUGUCAGCGAAACCCUGGGGAAAGGCUACUCUGACGGGGGGUGCUACGAGCAACUUUUCGUCUCCCCUGAAGUGUUUGUGACUUUGGGUGUUAUAAGCUUGUUGGAGAAUAUUCUAGUGAUCGUGGCUAUAGCCAAGAACAAGAAUCUACACUCACCCAUGUACUUUUUCAUCUGUAGCCUGGCUGUGGCAGAUAUGCUGGUGAGCGUUUCCAAUGGAUCAGAGACCAUAGUCAUCACCCUGUUAAACAGUACAGACACCGACGCGCAGAGCUUCACGGUGAACAUUGAUAAUGUCAUCGACUCGGUGAUCUGUAGCUCUCUGCUUGCAUCAAUUUGCAGCCUGCUUUCCAUUGCAGUGGACAGGUAUUUUACCAUCUUUUACGCUCUGCAGUACCAUAACAUUAUGACGGUUAAACGGGUCGGGGUCACCAUAAGCUGCAUCUGGGCGGCUUGCACGGUCUCGGGCGUGCUGUUCAUCAUUUAUUCGGACAGCAGCGCUGUCAUCAUCUGCCUCAUCACCAUGUUCUUCACCAUGCUGGCUCUCAUGGCCUCUCUCUAUGUCCACAUGUUCCUCAUGGCCAGACUCCACAUUAAGAGGAUCGCUGUCCUCCCGGGCACCGGCACCAUCCGCCAAGGGGCCAACAUGAAGGGGGCCAUUACCCUGACCAUACUGAUUGGGGUCUUUGUGGUCUGCUGGGCCCCGUUCUUCCUUCACUUGAUAUUCUACAUCUCUUGCCCCCAGAAUCCAUACUGUGUGUGCUUCAUGUCUCACUUUAACUUGUAUCUCAUACUGAUCAUGUGCAACUCCGUCAUUGACCCUCUCAUUUAUGCACUCCGGAGUCAAGAACUGCGGAAAACCUUCAAGGAAAUCAUCUGUUGCUAUCCCCUGGGAGGGCUCUGUGACUUGUCCAGCCGGUACUAAAUGGGGGUAGAGGGGAGACUAAAAUCCAGCUUAAAAGACUUUUUCAUUCUUGUGCAACCAGAGCAGUGUACUUCAGCACCCGUGUGUCUUCUGUGUUGUACUUCGAUUGAGAAAACUUAUGAUAUAAAUUUAAGCUUAUGAUUUUUGAUAUGAAAAAAUGUCCAGUCUCAGUAUUAUAAUUCACAUCAUGCUACUUUUUGGUUGUAAAAUGCUAACCUGUAUUAUAGAUUAUAGAUACUAUGGAUUUCCAAAAAGAAAGAUGUCCUUAUUAAAAGCUUAACACUGUC
Molecule: messenger RNA, 1695 nt
Organism: Sciurus carolinensis (gray squirrel)
Lineage: Eukaryota; Metazoa; Chordata; Mammalia; Rodentia; Sciuridae
Gene: Mc4r
Product: melanocortin 4 receptor
Exons: 1
Coding region: 407-1408 (333 amino acids)
Biological process (GO): G protein-coupled receptor signaling pathway
Cellular component (GO): membrane
Molecular function (GO): melanocyte-stimulating hormone receptor activity
Source: RefSeq, a predicted model, not a curated record